UCCGCCUCUCAAUACAUACAUGGUAGUGGACCUUCCCAUUCGCUUCGUCAUCUUGUUUAACAAAAUAACCUACCGUAACGUUUUGGAUCAUAAAGCGACACCAAAAGUAUGUCUGUUACAACAGAUCACAUCCGUGACAAACUAAUCAAGGAGAUCGGAGCCGUGCAUGUGGAAGUUGAAGACACAUCCCCUAACAGAUGUGCUGCCAGCUUCAAAGUUCUAAUAGUGUCUCCCCAGUUUGAGGGGAAACCACUGCUGGCGAGACACAGGAUGGUGAACACCUGCUUGGCUGAAGAGCUAAAAGAGAUCCAUGCCUUUGAACAGAAGACGCUGACACCAGAACAGUGGGAGAAACAGAAAGCACAGUGAUGAAGACACACAUUGACCAUAUUUACUUGACAACUUAUUAUGUGUAAAUAAGCAACACUUGCUCACACAAUGUUGACUUUCUGGCCUAACAUCAAUGAUGACUGAAAUUAAGUAUUAAACAUGAUGACAAAACAA
This is a messenger RNA of Oncorhynchus keta (chum salmon), 504 nucleotides long. RefSeq lists its product as uncharacterized. Gene Ontology annotation, molecular function: 2 iron, 2 sulfur cluster binding. Gene Ontology annotation, cellular component: cytosol; nucleus. The coding region runs from base 109 to 369 and encodes 86 amino acids. Lineage: Eukaryota; Metazoa; Chordata; Actinopteri; Salmoniformes; Salmonidae. The record is from RefSeq and is a predicted model, not a curated record. The transcript is spliced from 3 exons. Gene Ontology annotation, biological process: intracellular iron ion homeostasis.